AGAGAAGUGGCGCAUUUUGUUUAAUUUUGGCCACCCGCUAAUCGUAUAGGGGUAUACCAUUAUCUGGCGUAUGUUUUAUUGCAGCAAAAUUUAAAAAAGAAAACGCGCAAUUUUGGUGAACCGAAGGAACCGAAAGCAACAUAGAAACUCGUGUAGAGUUAACUAUUUGUCGUAAAAGCGACGGCAUCUUAAAGAAGACAUCUUCCUUUCUGAACGUGAUUGAAUAAGACUUAAUACACCAAUACCGCAUCCCCUUUCUGAUCGAUUUUAAUUGAGCAAAAAGCAAAGCUUUUCAUUUUUUGUUGUUAAAACGAUUAUCUCAGAUUUGUAACAUUAUAUUGGUUGCUUUACUGUCUUACCGGGCACGAGCAAGUAUCUUUUAGAAAGACAAUUUCUGUCUGUCUCUUAAAAUUUAGUUUAUCCCAAAAAAAAACUCACACUCCACUUUCUGCUGAUCGGAGCAUUUUUAUCUAAACGCUGGUCGGUUAAUAAAACUUUGAUCCUUGAUCCUCUUCCAUCCUGUUUGGGAGUCACUCUUAAAGGCAAUCGUUUAAGUUUGUCGUUUGAAAAUAAAGUUUAAACUCCCCCAAUUGCUUAAAACACGAGCAGAAUGGAACCGUUUUCAUCGGACAUAUUGUGGCUGGUGAUCUUGGGUUUCGUGAUAGCGUUCAUUCUGGCAUUUGGCAUCGGUGCGAAUGAUGUAGCAAACUCGUUCGGUACUAGCGUCGGGUCUGGUGUGCUGACAAUACGCCAGGCCUGUUGGUUGGCUACCGUAUGCGAAGUGUCUGGUGCUGUAUUGAUAGGCUAUAAGGUGUCCGAUACGAUGCGCAAAGGUAUCCUGGAAGUUACGAUGUACAAGGGCGAUGAAAUCGAACUAAUGCUCGGCUGCCUAUCGUCUUUGGCAAGCUCAGCGUUGUGGCUGCUGGUAGCAACGUUCCUAAAAAUGCCCAUCUCCGGCACGCACAGCAUCGUUGGAUCGACGAUCGGAUUCAGUCUGGUGGCACGUGGCACCCAAGGGCUCAAAUGGAACACACUGCUUACGAUUAUCGGCUCCUGGUUCAUCUCGCCCGUACUGAGCGGUUUAGUGAGUGUGGCGCUAUUCUGGAUGAUCCGCAAGUUCAUCCUGAACGCGAAGAACCCCCUGGAAGCUGGACUGUUCACGUUGCCCGUUUUCUAUGGUGCGACCUUGGCUGUGAAUGUUUUUAGUAUCGUGCACGAUGGACCAAAAUUGCUGUAUAUGGAUAACAUCCCGGUGUGGGUGGCGCUCGUGGUUAGCCUGACGCUGGGCUUCACCGUGGGAAUAUUGGUACGGUUGAUAGUUGUGCCGUGGCAAAGGCGCAAGAUUAUCAAUGGUUCGGAUGGCGGAAAUAAGACAGAGUUCAUGCUUGGCGAUUCGGACGGUGAUUCGUCGUCCAAUGGUAGUCCGCGUCGGGCGAAACGGCCACUUUCCUUGGUGGCGAGUGACGGAAAAUCACUACCAGCCAUUACCGAGACGACCGAGCUAGUGUCGCUGUCCUCGCAGCAUCAACAACAGGCCCCACAAAAUGGUUUGGUAAAGAAACUCUCCAAUGACCUAACAUCUGGCGGUGUUAUCGGUGGCCCGUACAGCUUCAAUCCGGAAAUAGUGAAGAAGGCUACCAGCUUGCUCGGUGCUCAGGACAAAACCAGCCUUGACAACACAGACCUUACCGUGACUAGCUUGAACUUUAUCGAUGAAUAUCAGUCGUAUCACGGCAAUGGGCGCUUCCAUCUCGGCACCUAUUUCGAUCGUCGAAACAGUACAAACGUUUCACCGAAAUCGCCCGACUCUGGACAUCUCAGCAAUGGAGGAUUGAAAGAACAACCUACCGUGAUCGCGCUACAGAACGGAAAAUCGCCCACCAGUCCAAAGAGUGAUAGUACCCUUCCGAUAACCGAUUACACACUAUUGCCACAGAAUGUGCUACUGAGCGGUACUGAUCAGGAUAUCAAGAAGACAGAUAUGUGCAAGAUUGAGGCAGUCGCAGGUUUAGAACAUCCGCUCAUCAGUGCAACGCUUUCACCUAACUCGAGCAAAGUACCAUUGAUUGGUGCAAAGGAAGGCUCUGAAGAAGACAACCGAAGACAAAAACCGGUUGAAGAAAGUGAAGACGUAUCGAAACUGUUUUCCUUCCUGCAGGUACUGACCGCUACGUUUGGUAGCUUUGCACACGGUGGCAAUGAUGUCAGCAAUGCCAUUGGACCAUUGAUCGCUCUAUUUAUGAUUUAUCGCGAAGGUUCGGUACUGCAACAGUCUGAAACGCCUCUACUAAUUCUGCUAUACGGAGGACUGGGCAUUUCCGUUGGUCUAUGGCUGUGGGGUAGGCGUGUGAUCGAAACGAUCGGUAAUGAUCUCACAAAAAUUACUCCAUCGACUGGUUUUACCAUAGAAAUCGGUGCCGCCCUAACCGUCUUAAUCGCGUCCAAGAUCGGUCUGCCCAUUUCAACGACCCAUUGUAAGGUGGGUUCGGUCGUAUUUGUCGGUCAAGCGAACUCACGGCCAAUGUCGGACGAAAGCAGUAAACAUUCGCAUCAUGCCGUAACUGCGCAGCAGAAAGCCGUCGAUUGGGGAUUGUUCCGAAACAUCGUAUACGCUUGGGUAGUAACUGUUCCGGUAGCGGCUCUCUUAAGUGCUGGUUUUAUGGUGGCCCUUCGCGCUAUCGUGUUACCUUAAGCAGAGUGGACGGCAUUAAUCCCUACCGUUUAGUAGCAGAACAGCAAUAACAAAGUGACAGAAAAACAAAAUGCACCAGCGGUACGUCAGGAAACGCAAGCGGACAACAUGGAACAAGUGCGUCCCAGCAUUCAUUCGUGCGGCGGACAUCCUUGUACGAGCGUUGCGUCACAUGCCCGGCGCAAAUGAAUUCAAACGAAUGCAUGGGACGCAAAUGGCUAGAAUGCUGUUUAGAGAACAUCGAAGGUCACUUACUCUUAUCUCCAGAACUUUAGUUACUUAAGCGCAACAUCUUUAAGAUAGAAAUAAUUUUGUACUGCAAUAGCGUUAGUUCAUUCUCAUCUCAGAACAUGUUUUUCGUACACUACUAGUCUCCAGAAGGAAGGUUACAGGGUUUUUUUUUAUUUGGAUUAUAUACGAGGACAAAAAGCUUUAGCCGAAUUUGAUAGGAUGCCAAAAAGUAGCGUUCUUUCUAUCCUUCAUUUUUCGAAGUUCAAAGCAUGGUUUUAUCUUUGCGGAGCACUAGCGUUAUCGCCAUCAUUCGUCAGCUAGUUCCAUUUUUUUCUAAAAUAAGUUGUAAUUCUAUCAUUUCUCUCACUAGCUAUAGCGAAACAGUUCAAUGCUACGGUAUAUGCACAGUACAACAGCUGUUGGCGGGCCCUUUGCUUAGCAAAGUAAAACUAUAAGUACGUGGAUAGGUACACAGGAAUCUGAUGCGGGACAAACAGAUGACGGUUUUCGGAUUGCACAUGUCGCAGUUACUACAACAGAAGCAUAUUCGCAUUGAGUGAUGUUGAUUAGACUACAUAGCACGGUUAAACUAUGAGGUAUAUCAGGAGCUACACCUAUAGCAGAAAAGGAACAAAAAAAUAAUAAAUAUCAGAAAAUCUUGGUAUUGAUGAGGGUAGCAAACAUCGAUAACAAUAAGGCAAAACACACAACAACAAACCCAUUAAACAGAUUGUAGAGAUAUUCUAAUUUACUGAUCGUUAGCGGAUAGUGAACAGCAGUAAAAACUAGAGUAGAGUGAGAUAUUCUAUGUAGCGAUAUGAGUCGCACAGGUAAAAAUAUCAGCAUAAGCAUUAAAGAAUACACAAAAAAUCUGCCAGCUCAAGCAACCCAAUUGCCGUACAAAUAUGGCGGGAAUCCAUUAAAAACACAAGAAACAAUAUGAAAACAUUUAUUUUUCUUCCGGAAGUGUGUUGUGUGUUCGAGCACAGCAACUUGUAGGUGUGGUGUUUUCAAUCUCUUAGUUUAUUUUCUUACCGCAAAGAAAACUGCAAAAUUUAUUUUCGUUGCAAAUUUGGAUUUCCCGUACAACAAGAGACAUGAUAAAAAACGAUAACUUAUAACACAUUACACAUGAUUGAAAAUUUGUCAAUUGCUAACACUGUUCUAUUCAAUCAGGGUCGAUCAGUAAAUAUGGAAAUAGAAUUUUAGAUGUGUUUGUUGGAAUCAUUGCUGGAUUGGAUUCUGCACGUCAUCUGUGCCCUCAUCAUCAUCAACCAUUGACAAUGCUAAUGCUGCCAAAUUGUUGCUUUUGAUUUUUCUGAUGUGUAAUACACAACAUACGCUCAACUUUACUCGAAAGCCAAAUUGUAUCACUCGUCGAAUAUUCUGCACAUGUUCUAUUUUUGUACAGGUGCAAAGUGUCGAAAAUGCUUCGAGUGUUAAGCUACAGAGAGCAACAAAGUAAAUUCCCGAUUGUUGAAAACAAACACACAGCAGAUACUAAUGCGAAGAACUCUGUAGGAAAGUAGUUUUGUGUACUAUGUAGGUUGUAAAAUCCGAUCGCUUCCGCAGCCAAUCCAUCCUAGGUAAUAAUUGUUCCGUAGAUUCCGUCCUUGUGGAAUCCGUGUGUAGUAAACAGGCGUGCAGUCAAAGCUGCACUUUGUAUUUGCAUGCGUACGUGCGUGCAUUUGCAAGUUCUGUUUAUAAACCGUCAGCUUACUGAUAAUACCGAUAGCAUUGUAGUACUGGGCCAAGUAAGGAGGAAAUUGAAACGAAAACCAACACAAACUAUCUAACGAUAAAUCUCAGCGAAGAUCGACUGGGUAUCAUCUGCAUCUGUACUUAUCGAGCAGCAUAUAACUUGUGUGAGGCAAAAAAGGGGAAAACACUAAAAAAGAAGGAAAGACAGUUUCAAAUGAACAUUAGCCAAUGUGAUUAUACAAACAAAACAAGAAAAAAAAACUCACCGUAAUAGUUAACGCGGGGCAUCUGUAAGGCAAGAGUCUCGUUCCUGUCAUUCGAUACCCCGUGUGUUUCGAUGUGUGUAUUGUUACUAUGUAAAGUGGAGAGUGCCGAGGGAUGGUGCUAAAACAGAAUGUUCCCUACCAUCACCUCGUCAUUUGACCGUUGUUAAGCAUAUUACAUGUUGAAUUGAGAAUGCAAUUCCCGGAUAGCUGCUAUGCAGAUUCCAUCCAAAUACAGUGUUAGUUGAAGAUACGAAUCAAAGAGUAAGGAGAAAAAGCAAAACCUCGUCAAAAAACAACAGCAAAAGCAACCAAACACAUGAACACUAAAGCAAAUGAAAAUAGAAGAAAAAAAACACAUAAACAUUUCAGUAAAGUUCUGGAUGUUGUAGAAGAAGUGAUACCUAGCGAUGAAC
Messenger RNA from Anopheles moucheti, 5303 nucleotides. RefSeq names its product sodium-dependent phosphate transporter 2 (gene NaPi-III). Gene Ontology annotation, biological process: phosphate ion transmembrane transport. Bases 611 to 2692 code for a protein of 693 amino acids. Gene Ontology annotation, cellular component: membrane. The transcript has 6 exons. The record is from RefSeq and is a predicted model, not a curated record. Lineage: Eukaryota; Metazoa; Arthropoda; Insecta; Diptera; Culicidae. Gene Ontology annotation, molecular function: phosphate transmembrane transporter activity.